AGUAGCUAUUUGGAGGCUUGUACAUACUUAGGGAGCCAUUCUUCUCCUCCGGUGCUAAAAUUCUUUAGACGUGCCAUUUCUGACUCACUUGACCCAUCUCUCACCUCCUCAAUACACGAGGGAGACACCCAGCGAUGUCCUUGCCCUUCCUAGUGGUGCAGCCAACCAAAACACAUACCGCAACUGUAAUUUGUGUACAUGGCAUCGGUGAUGAUGGCAGAGGAUUGAUUCCCCUCACAAACGAGCUCGCGUCUGCCCUCCCACACGUCAAGUGGGUUCUCCCCCACGCACCUCAGCGACCCAUAACAGUGUAUAAUAAAGAAUGGCUUCGUGCCUGGUUCGAUAUACCAUCUUUUUCCUUCACCGAGACCGAGGAUGCACCGGGGAUGUUGGACUCGCUACGUAAGCUAGACGCGCUUGUCAAGGCCGAGGUCGACGCUGGCAUUCCACAAGAGCGUAUUGUCCUCAGUGGCUUUUCGCAAGGUGGUGCAAUGGUACUCCUUUCUGGUCUCGGAGGGCGCGCGGUACGCGAGGGAGGUGGGGGCUGGAAACUUGCAGGAGUCGUAGUGAUGAGUGGAUGGCUACCAUUACGAGACCGUUUCAAGUCACUUAUCUCCCCGCACGCGCUAACAAUGCCGGUUUUUUGGGGUCAUGGGACAGACGAUCCACUUGUGAGAUAUAGCUUCGGGCGAAAGUCGGCGGAGAUCUUGAAGGACCAGGUCGGUUUAGCACUGAGGUGGGGCGAUAAAGGAGAAGCGGAACGCGCGGCCUUUGGCAGCGCUGGUGUGAGUUUUUUGGGGUAUGAUGGUGUACUACACGCAGUAUGUUCUAAGGAGCGUGCUGACCUGAAGGAGUUUUUAAAAAGAGUAAUCCCUGACAAUCAUACUGGAUGAUGAGAUAGGGGUUAUUAGACUGAGAUGGUGCUACCAUUUAUUUUUCUUGUUCUUCAUAGGUCGCAUACCACGUUACAGUUGGGAUUGUAGGAUUUUAGUAAUUCUUAGGAAGUGAAAGACAAAUUCGAUAGUCGGGAUCUGAUGUUGAGUUUAUGAAAUAGGUUAGCAAUAGUUCGAAGCUAGAAUGAGAUUCUAGUCUACAACGAUAGCGCGAGAAACUAGAGCACAUCUUUGAGAUUGGUCUGGGCUGAUCCACGUUCGAGGGGCUUGGGUUGAUUCGGCGAAGGUUUCCAGCCAAUCUGAAAUAGGAUGAGGUAAAAACUUAUCAAAAGGGUUUAGAUAUACCAUGUAGAUAAUCUGGAAUGUCGCUGGAACGGAACCGUCUUCAUUUC
This is a messenger RNA of Suillus discolor, 1285 nucleotides long. RefSeq names its product Phospholipase/Carboxylesterase-domain-containing protein. Gene Ontology annotation, biological process: protein depalmitoylation. Gene Ontology annotation, molecular function: palmitoyl-(protein) hydrolase activity; carboxylic ester hydrolase activity. The transcript has 2 exons. NCBI's taxonomy places the organism in Eukaryota, Fungi, Basidiomycota, Agaricomycetes, Boletales, Suillaceae. Gene Ontology annotation, cellular component: cytoplasm. The coding region runs from base 135 to 893 and encodes 252 amino acids. The record is from RefSeq and is a predicted model, not a curated record.